Molecule: messenger RNA, 2784 nt
Organism: Didymodactylos carnosus
Lineage: Eukaryota; Metazoa; Rotifera; Eurotatoria; Philodinida; Philodinidae
Source: the annotation of a GenBank genome assembly
AUGUCGUCUAUAGCUAAACUUCCUCAAAUAUUAAUAACAAUUCAAUUGCCUAAUGAAUACAUUGAUAUGUUAUCAAACAAAUCUGAUAUUGUCUAUCAUCAUAAUAAAUCAGAAUUAAUUGAACGCGAAUUAUUAUUGAAAUUAAUUGAUGAAAAUCAUGUAAAUGCUGUUAUUUACAGGUGGCGAUAUGAUCAUAUUGAUGUUAAGGAAUGUCAAAAACGUCAUAUACCUAUAGGCUACGCACCAAAUGUACCAACAAACUCAAUAGCUGAUUUAACUGUAGCAUUAUUAUUAACCACAUCAAGACGACUUAUCGAAGAUAUAGAUAUAGUUAAACAAGAAAAUUGGAAUUGGAAUAUAACAUUUUUAUGCGGAAAAUCAUUAGAGAGUUCAACUGUUGGAAUUGUUGGAUUAGGAAGAAUAGGCAGGUAGAUUUAAAACUUAACACAAAUAUAAGAAAAAUUCAAAAUAAACAAGUUUUCAAUUUACUUCCAUUUUAGUAGAAUCGUCAAAAGUAUAGUUUUUUUAUUUUCCAGCAAAAUAGACUUUUCCCAAUCGUCCAAAAAAAAGUCUAGUAUCGCCCAAUUCAUCUAGAUUGCCAGAUUUUUACUCGAUUGCAACUAUUGUGUAACGACAGUGGAAAUGAAGUAAUUGGCGAUUGCUAGACUUUUUCUAGUUGCAACUAUCAAUUUAUCGCCCGAUAAUCGAUCGAUUUAAGAGCCAUUAUCCGAUAGACUCAGACAGACACUGAUUGUUGAUGUCACAGAUUUAAAUGGGGUUUAUACCUGAUGUAGGUUUAUAUGUAACUAGAUAAUCGUUUUAAUAGCGUCAUUCAAAAUUCAUUGGUUCUCGAAUUACAGAGAGGACAAGAGAUGGCGCUGCAAAUCGGCCUUUCUGAUCAAGUUUAGAAAUAAAGUGUUUUUACCUAUUUUCGCGAGCUUUAACAAUUAUAUUUUGUUAUGAAUUUAUACUUUAGAACACGGGCUAUCUUUUCUACCUUUUCAGAGAGUUCAAAACUGCUUUGUUAGAACAUGGCUCUUGGCUUGAACGCAUGAGCUCAUAAGCUGAUUUUCCCAAUGCGGAAAAAUGUUUACGGCUCAAGCCUUAUAUCAAAAUGUAGGCCACACUCGGAUGUAUUCAGAUAGCAGAUUUUGGUUUAUGGACUAUUCUUUUUCCUAGAAUAGUUCUCAAAAACCGAUUUUUCAGAAAACCCCAAAUCGUGAAAAACCCCUUAGAACACUUUUUCGACCUCUCCAGGUUAUACCCCGUAAAAGUCUGAUCAAAAUGAGACGUCUCUCAGCUUUGUACGCCUUUUUCUGAAUGACAUCUGUGACAUCAACAAUCAUUGUCGACGGGUGAUUGUCUGAUUCUCCUAGAUAACGGCUCUUAACUAUUGCUAGACAUGCAGACGCAUCUGGUUAAAAGUCCCUUUUCCAGCUAGUAAUCUAGAUGACAAAUAGUCGUGUAUCGCUCGAUUAUAGAAGAAAUGUAUGUAGAUUUUUUGCAUCAGUCAUGUUUGCUUGGGUUUGCGUGUAAACGUUUCUUUUCUAGAUUUUCUAUUUCAAACAAAUAUCUAGGUGUUGAAAGGUUUCCUCCUUCCCUUUCCCAAUAAAUCUCCUUAAAGUUUGUCAGCUUGUACAGUAAGUCUAGGUACAUAAUUCGUGAUAGUUUUUUUGAAAGGUCACAAGAUCUUGGAGAUAGAGUCCGCUAAAGUUCUAACGGUCGCCGAAAGUUUUAGACAAGACAUACUUCGAGAAAAUUAUACAGCGCCUGCGUUUCAUAAUAUUCAAUCAUUCUCUUUUAUUUUAUCAAGGAAAGUUUGCUCAAUCCCUCUAAACACCCAUAUUAUCGCUCUCAUGAAAUGGUAAGGAAAUAACAAUUAUAAGCUCUUAAGGAGCCACCCCUCAGAAAUGGUGAUUUUCAGUCAAAAAAUCGGUUUUGAGAUAUGCACAUGGAAAGAUAGCCUGAAGUGUCUACUUCCAGAAUCUGUAUUGCUUUUGGUUACAAAACUGGUUUUUCGGGGAUUUUGAGCAAGUUUUCUAAGAGCCUCGAAAAAAUGGGUCUUCAAAUAAUGGUUUGUUCCUGGAUAUUUAUGCAAUUAAAAUUUUUCUGAACACACAGCUUUGUAGAGCGAACGUUUCUGAUCAAAAUAAGCACAACUCUGUAUGACCUUGCAUCAAAAAGUUACAGGCAUUUUCCUAGAAGUCCUAAAAUCGAGUAUUUCAUACAGCGUUUAAUACAGUGUUUUCACUACAUAAGAGUUACACCUGAAGUGCGUCCCAAGAUUUUUAAUCGCGGUUUGUCGUAGAGAGUUCAUUCUUUUUUUGUUUAAAAGAGGAAAAGAAACUACAUCGAGUGACCGGCGUCGAUUUAUAUAGUUUUUUUGAAAGAUCACACGGUCUUGGAGAUAGAGUUCGCUAAAGUUCUAACAAUCGCCGAAAGUUUUAGACAAGACUCCCAUAUUAUCGCUCUCAUGAAAUGGUAAGGAAAUAACAAUUAUAAGCUCUAAAGGGCGGGGACAUCGAGACCCCGGUUUUUGGAAAACCAGUUUUUUAGAAACUCUAGAAAACAACCAGAACCUUUCUUAAUAAGGCGUGAUUGUAGUCUGCACAUUUCUGAUGAAAAUGAGAUAUCUCCCAACCCUACACGGAUUUCUUGUUUCUUGCUCUUUUUUCUAUUAUUAUUAUCUCUGGUCGCUUCUCCUUGCUUCUUGUCCUUUCUUGCUGUUUCUUAUUACAUCUUCGUUCAAGAAACGAUUCUUCAAAACUUAUUAAAUUUAGCAGC